GACGCUAAACCAUAGGGUGGGGUAGGUGCGCGCGGUGCAUGCUGGGCCGGGAGGCUCUGACCACCUCACAGCCAAGAUGGCGGUCGACUACUCCCGUCUGGCUUCCGCCAAAGAAAAGCGGCAAGAGCAGCUCAAGCGAUGGCUGGAGUCCGACACAGAACGCGAGCCCACCGUGCCGAAGAGGAAGCGAUCCAGGGUGAAGUUCCAAGAGGGCUGCGUCUUCCUAGCGGCCUGCGCCGCCGGCGACACGGAAGAAGUCGGGCAACUCCUGACGAACGGUGCCGAUAUCAAUACCGCCAAUGUGGAUGGCCUGACUGCGCUACAUCAGGCUUGCAUCGAUGACAACAUGGACAUGGUGAAGUUCCUGGUGGAGAAGGAAGCGGACAUGGAGUACCCGGAUAACGAAGGGUGGACGGCCUUACACGCCACCGUCUCCUGUGGACACCUGGAAAUCACACAGUACCUUAUAGAGUCCGGUGCAGACCUGUCUGCUGUGAACAACGAAGGAGAAACCCCCCUGGACCUGGCUGAGGAUGAGGAGAUGGAACAGCUCAUACACAAGUUUGUGGAACAUCAAAGCAUCGACCUGGAUGCGGCACGGCGUGAGGAAGAACGACGAAUGAUCGAGGACGCCAACCAAUGGCUGAACAGCCGGGUCAUCAAGGAGAAGAAACAUAGCAAGUCUGGAGCCUCGGCUUUACACGUGGCAGCAGCCAAGGGAUACAUCAAAGUCAUGCAAUUGCUGAUCCAGGCAGGAGUGCCCAUCAACGCUGUAGACAACGACGGCUGGACCCCGCUCCAUGCAGCGGCACACUGGGGGCAGAAGGAGGCCUGCGAGGUGCUGGCAGAGAGCAUGUGCAACAUGAACGUCACCAACUUUGCUGGGCAAUCACCAUUUGACAUAGCUGACGUAGAUGUUCUACCAUAUUUAGAGGAACUCAAGAAAAGACAGGCCACUAUCAAGAAGGAGCGUCCAGCUGAGAAGCUUGUGAUAGACAUUACCAAUGAGCAUGAGAAGGCACCGCUCAAGAGAAGCAUGGGCUCGCAGUCAGCCCCUUUCUCUUCUUACAAUGGGCCCGCCGACCCGGAGCUGAGGACCUCGGUGUCCAGGAUAAGCCUGAAGGACAAGACAUCCUUCAUGCAAGACAUCUCGGAGGAGCGGCGGACGCUCGAGUCCAGCAUCUUAAAGAAAAACAAGAAGCAGGCUUCGAGCUCGGAGGAGUCUUCCAGCGAGGAGUCCUCGGAAGAAACCAAUAGUGAGGAUGAAGGAGUGGAUAAGGAACGAAGGCAGGGAGGAGGAGUGACUCUAACCCGCAUCACCCCUGCCGACACAAACCAGCACGGGCCCACAACAACCCCCACAGCGGCUCUCACACAUAAACCGUCAGACACAGACGCGACGGCCACCGCUGCCGCCGCCUCGCGAAAGGUCCUGGACGACAAAGCGCCGACCAGUUGGCGCGCCGGCUUGAGAAAAACGGGCAGCUCGAGCGCAGUGCCCGAAACUAACAACGGCGAAUCCAAAGACAAAUUACAAAGAUCGCCCUCCACUCCCAGUAUAUUCUAUAAACCCUGGGAGGAGAGAUUGAAGGAAAGAGAGAAGGAUAAAGAGAGGGAAAGGAAAGAGAGUCGUGAGGACAGAUUGCGCCGCUUGGGCAUCAUGCCGCCGGAAACAAAGGACAACAAGGACAAGACCGAGAGUCGGGAGGACAGAUUGCGUCGCCUGGGAAUUUUACCUCCUGCUGACAAUAAAGACAAAGACAAAGACAAUACCGCAAAUACCGACACGGCAGGCACGAGUUUAUAUAUGAGACGAAAGGGCGGGAGCGAAUCCGAGACCGCGGUGGCCCGUACGGGUUCCUCGCUAACCGUAACCCAAUCAACAGCUCCCUCUACUGUCACAACUACCACCUCUACGUCUAAUAGAAGGUCGUAUCUGGCCCCUCAGAGAGACGAGGAAUCGGAGACCCAGAGGAAAGCUCGCUCACGAAGGGCGAGAGAGACGCGGAGAUCCACGCAGGGCGUGACGAUGGAUGACCUUGAGGCUGCAGAAAAGACCAUCCGUAAAGACAAGGAAGAGAAGGAGAGGAGAGACAAGGAGGGCAAGGAGAACGGUACCGCCAAGGAGGUUGGCCUGACCGGGCUGCAUCGCCAAGGUCGGUUGGGGAGUGGCGACUAUUCGGUCACGACGGGACCAAUCAGCACAGCAACCCCACCCAACCCUCCAUCCGUAACCAUCACAGAGGCUCCGGACAUACAGAUGACACCUGAUCAAGAUCAGGACCAAAAUAAAGGGGAUAAGGAUAAGAAGCUGAUGUCGAGCCAGUCUGCGAGACGGCGCCCGAGAGAGAAGCGACGCUCCACAGGCAUCCCUGCAUCAGCACCGACCGAGGAUGACGGUGGCAGUGACGAGACCCCCUCCCAGUCACAACCACAGGAGAACCUAAUAGCUGAUGGUGAAAGAACAAGAUCCAGGUAUGACACUGGCACGUCAUCCUACCUGAGUCGAUCGACGGGAAGUUACCGAGACAGAUACGGUCCUUACGACUCCGUAAAGGACAAGGAGAAAGACAAAGACUACAAGAAGUUGUACGAGGAUGCAGUGGCUGAAAAUGAGAAGCUGAAGGAGAAAGUGAAUGAGCUGAAAACAGAGCUGGCUGGGUCCAAAGUGCAGAUGGAAAGGGACAAACAGCGACGUGACAGGUUCCCAGAUCGGUCUCUUCUUUUGGAGACAGAAAAGAGAGAGAAGAGAGCUCUGGAGAGGAGAAUAUCUGAGAUGGAAGAGGAGUUGAAGCAAUUGGCGGACCUAAGGGCUGACAACCAAAGGCUAAAGGACGAAAACGGUGCCCUCAUCCGAGUUAUAAGCAAGUUGUCCAAGUAACCCCACCCUGUACAUAGCAAACCUAUAGGAGAGAGAGGACAGGCGAAAAUCAAGUCAAGUUAGCCGUGCCACUGUCACAAGCACGCAAGUCGCUGCUUCUUUACGUGCACACGUACCACACACAUGUACCCAACUGCAUGCUGGGACGGCGCCGCCUAUCCAAUUCUGUAGUCGUGGAAUCUGGACAUGGUUCGCGGCGCACGGCUCUCGACUUGGUACCAACAAGUAGGCUGAAAGACUUUUGGUAGCCUAACAACAUAAAUGCAAGAUAUUUCACUUGAAUAGUGAUCAACACUUAGGCAGUGAGGUAUCAUCAGUUGCUUCUUUCUUCACACAUGCACUUCAACAAUUGCCAAGAAUAUUGCAGGCCUCUUUCACUAGAGAAAACACUUUCAGCAAGCUCACACACAUACGUCUCAGGAACGAUACCAUGCUUACCUUGUCAUGUAGCACCAUUUUCAACAUUGACAUUUGUGCUUUUUACACACAGAGCAAAUUUUGUGAGGUAUCCGUGUGUGUUAAGUGCAUGUAGGCAUGAUGUUGUUGCAGUUGUUGUACGCUGGAGUCGUUACUGGAUGUUGAGUACAUUUUGUGUUCUACCUGCAUGGAGAAGAGUGUUGUUCUUAGUCCGUCAUUUUUUGACGAUGACCAAUGACAUUAGCAGAAUAGACCGCAUUUAAGUACCUUGCAAAGUAUGUCAUUGUUUUACGGCGAUGACCAAGGACAACACGAUAGCAGAUAGCAAGCAAGACCAUACUUAGAUUCAACACAAAGUGUUAGAUUCACCAAUAGAUGAACUGGAAUGACUUUUUCUACAUUUUCAACUUGGGGUCAUGUUCCGAAACCCCGCUUUUACACCUGCAAACUACAUGUAUGUGAAGACUUUGCAGUAAAUGCUAUAGAAUUGUAGAAGUCACUUGCUUGACUUGCUGACUUGUGAUUGAAGAAUACAACAAUAACAGAGACCCAGAUCGUGAUAACCAAAACGUUAAUGUUUCAUACGACGUACGUGUAACUGUAAGCAUUGUGUAGAUACUGUUGAUAUUGUACUUACCAAGUAUUGACGAGUCUCCUAGGCCGAGAGUUUUCUUGUUCACAUCAUUUAUAUUAUGAUAUCUAGAUAAGCACGAAUGAUGAUGUACAGGAAUAUAGCAGAGUUAGACGCAUCGUUCUAGAGUGUAUAUGAAUGUAGCGCUCAGAGAGAGAAGAAACAACAACAUGUAUUUGUUAAUAUGCAUGUCACCCAAUAUGCAGUAUGCAACGAAUGAUGUACAUUAGAGCUAGAGUAGCGAUAUUGUACGUACGAACGACCACGGUAUGCCCCGACCACAAAAAUGGAUUUUUUUUCCGUGACGUUUUGAGGGACUCUACUCUGUGGUUGUUUGCGGACUCCUAAAUGUAGAUAAAGAAUGAUUUUAGUGAGCCAUGUUGAGAACAUUUAUUGCUAGGGACGUACAUUGCUAGCUUCCACCAGGCCUUCCUAUAGGGGCUAAUGGAUAGUAGAAUUCAGCAAAAUAAGGGUGAAUAUUUGUCUGUGUUAAGGAUAACUUUUUCCAAGCCUAAGGUAACACAUGGCAGCCAUGCUCCUCUGGGAAAUUAUUGUGACUCUUUAUUUUGCUGAAUUUUACCAUUUUUUAGCCCAAAGUGGAAAGUCUGGUAGAGGCUAGUACAUUGCCUGUUUCCGUUAUUUUGCACGUGUUUGUUGGCGUUUUGAAGGACUGUUGUGCCUUGCGGAAUGUUUACAGCAAACUGAACGCUCCUUAGACAGAGUGAAAAGUGAAAAUGAAGACGUUUUAAUAUCACUUUCGCCCCUUAGACCCGUACGUAGCUCAAAGUACAACCGACUGGGCAGCUUUUAGGUUAGAAAAACACAAACAAGCAAAAUCGUACGUUGGCUUAAUCAUCCCAUAUGUAGAGAAUUGUUGUUUCUUUGUCCUUUCGUAUAUACGUGUAUAUAUUAUAUUUUUUACAAUUGUAUGGCCAAUGACAAUCUAUGUUUCAUCUCUUAGGCAUUUUAUCCGUAGCGCCCAUUUACUAAAUCUGGUUACUCCUGUACAUGCGAGUGCUGAUAGCCAUGUUAUUCAUCGAUUUUCUUGGUUUUAUUUCUUUAAGAAUGUAGCUCAUCAUAUAUUUCAUUAUGAGCCUUAAACAAUGAAUUUAAUCCAUAGUGCAUCUGACUGAGCCUCUACUUUAAGUUCCACUGUUUAAAGAUCACCUGUUUUGUCAAGAAAAAAAAUGG
Messenger RNA from Branchiostoma floridae (Florida lancelet), 5120 nucleotides. Its product is annotated as protein phosphatase 1 regulatory subunit 12A-like. Bases 77 to 2881 code for a protein of 934 amino acids. Gene Ontology annotation, cellular component: cytoplasm. Gene Ontology annotation, molecular function: protein kinase binding; enzyme inhibitor activity; phosphatase regulator activity. The transcript has 25 exons. Lineage: Eukaryota; Metazoa; Chordata; Leptocardii; Amphioxiformes; Branchiostomatidae. The record is from RefSeq and is a predicted model, not a curated record. Gene Ontology annotation, biological process: signal transduction.